UUCAAUCAGCCCCUGCGGCGAUUGCAGCGCGCCAAUUCCUGGCGUGGAAGUGGACAAGGCCCCCAGCAUCAGCUCUUUAGUUGUGCGCGCGCUUGGCUCGGAUGCAGACGACAUGGAUUUCGAUGAGGUACUUAAGGAGGUGGGAUCUUUCGGCCUCUACCAGAAGGUCAUCAUAUGCUCGGUGUUACUGCCGGCUGCUCUGCCCUGUGCCUUUCACGCCUACAGCCAGCUAUUCAUCGCGGCCACUCCACAGCACUGGUGUCGAGUGCCAGAGCUGGAGCCAUGGACCCAGGACUAUGUGCAGUUGGUGAAGAACCUGAGCAUCCCGAGGAACCGUCAUGGCGCCUACGCCGAGUGCUCCAUGUAUGCCCGCAACUACAGCGACAUUGUCCGGUAUCUGGAGUACCGACCGCCCAUCGAUCUGAUCAGGCAAGAGGCUGAGAAUCUGCUGAAGCUGCAGCCGGAGACAGCGCGGAUAGUGCCCUGCCAGCAUGGCUGGCACUACGACAAGUCCAUUUACUCCAGCACAGUGGUCCAAGAGUGGAGUUUGGUUUGCGACAGAAGCUACCUGGUGACCCUAGCACUGGUCAUCUUCGGUGUGGGCGGACUGCUGGGGAACUACGUCUUUGGCUAUCUGGUGGAUAUGUGGGGCCGGCGACCGUCCUUCUACGCCUACCUGCUGCUGGAGAUUGCGGCAUGUGCGGCAAGUGCCUUUGCCUGGAACUUCCCCGUCUGGCUGGGGCUCCGCUUCGUGGUGGGGCUGACAGUGCCGGCCAUACUGGCGAGUCCCUACGUCCUGGCCAUUGAACUGGUGGGCCCCGAUCGCCGCGUCUUUUGCACAAUCGUCUCGAACAUUGCCUACUCGUUGGGACUGGUCAUACUGGCCGGCGUUAUAUACAUUGUGCGUGACUGGCGGGAGCUCAGUCUGGCUGUGUCCAUGCCCCUGCUGAUGCUGUUCUCCUGCUUCUUUUUGCUGCCCGAGUCUCCUCGCUGGCUGAUGGCAGUGGGGCAGACGAAGCGGGCAACAAAGAUCCUCAAAGUAAUUGCACGCGUGAAUGGAGUACGCAUCACCAGGGACUUUGUGGAGCGGUUGCAGCAUCGACUCGUGACAACGCAGGCCGUGGAGUCGUCGGCCUCCACGCACUAUGGUAUCUUGGAUCUGUUCCGGGGCACUAACAUGCGCCGCAAAACCCUGAUUAUCACCCUUAUCUGGUUCGCCAACACCAGCGUGUAUGUCGGCUUGAGCUACUACGCUCCUGCCUUGGGCGGCGACGAGAUAUGGAACUUCUUCUUGGCCGGGGCCGUGGAGCUGCCCACGUAUCUGCUUCUAUGGCCAGGACUCAGCUACUUUGGACGGCGCUGGAUCCUCUUCAUAUCGAUGCUCGUGGGCGGAGUGGCCUGCGUGGCCACGUUCCUAUUUCCGAAGAUCACGUUGCUGCUGUACUGCGUCGGAAAGAUGGGCAUCAGCUCGUCCUUUGUGGUGCUGCCGCUGUUGGCCUCCGAGCUGUAUCCUACGGUGGUGCGGGGCCUGGGCAUGAGUUUCAGCUCCGUGGUGGCUAUGAUCGGGCCUAUUGUCAUUCCCAUUAUUAAUCACAUGGGCCAGCAAAUGCUGGCUUUGCCGCUGAUUGUGAUGGGAGCGCUGCUAAUUGUUGGCGGAUUCGCCAGCCUACUGCUGCCAGAGACGCGGAAUAGGAAUCUUCCCCAGACCCUGGAGGAGGGCGAGGCGGUGCCGCUCAGUAUUCUGCUUUGCUGCUGUGUGGAGAGCGGAAACAAGAAGAGUCGCCCCGAAAAUCGUCGCAGGGUGAUUCCCGAGGUCGGUGCGGCAGUUUAUCAUCGCGUGGAGAGUCCCAGCUCUGGUCCUGCCACCUGCAAGGUUGUCUGCAGUAUAUGCAAGAAGGAAAUGCGAACAUUGUAAUUGGUUCAAACUUUCAAAAAUGAUUGAAAUUAGAUCGUAUCGUAUUUUAAAAUAUUGUUUUGUUGUUUGGGCGGGAAAAAAAGAUAGCCAGCUGGCAGCACUGUCGCCUUUCUUGCAAGGAAGCUGCCACUUAGUUCCAUAUCUACAGUAAAGGCAAAAAUAUUGGGUCAGGUCGCCGAAAGAAGAUACGUUUAUUGUUUGUUGCAGCCCAAAUUAACACUAAUUCUUCAAUUAAACUAUGUACAAUUUUGCAACUUGAUGUUUAUGUACUUGCAAUUAUACAUGUGCAUUAACCUUUGCCCUAUACAUAUGUUUUACUGGCGCAACUGAUAAGAAAAGCACCCAACCGCAAAUUGUAGCCUAGAAGGUUCAAGCCUAUCAGCACACCGCAAUCCGCGAAUCGCAACAUUUUAAACCAUUUACAAUUUGAGUUGGCCGUGACUCAUGACAGAAAUUUAAAACAAAUCGCACCCAUACUGCCAGGAACGCAUGCCUAACACACACAGAACUGAUGCAUACAGGCAAACGUUGGGUUUUCGCUCUUUAGCUUUUGCAUUUUGCCGCAUAUUUAUGUUAUUACGAGAACUCUUGCCAGGCAAAACCAUUAUUUAACUAAUGAAACGCGCUAAAGUUCAGUUCUUGGGCCCAAAAACAGCUGCCGAUUGCUUUCAAAGCCCGAAUCUCAAUGUCAACAAGUUUUGACUGCCGCGUGCUUUUUGCUACCCCCCUCGUCCAAAAGGCGUUGUCAGGCAUACACACACAUGCGCGCACACCAACGCAGAUUAUGCAAGAAAAAAAAAUUAGAAACGCCAGAAAUAAAAUGUCCAGAAAUAUAAAUGUUUUCUUUCCAGUUCUUUUAAUGUAUGUAUGAUGGUCUAAAAAAUACGUUUACAAAUUAGAAAAAUGUUUUCAACAAUUUUGGUUCAAGUUCGAUUUAGCUUUGAUAGGGACUCUCUUGUUUACAUGAGUUUUUGAAGCCGGGGGGAUACAUCAUCAUUGGGUUGGGAUUUGAAUAUAGAACA
Drosophila pseudoobscura is the source of this 2937-nucleotide messenger RNA. It is a transcript of the gene Balat, whose product is annotated as Beta-alanine transporter. Bases 113 to 1915 code for a protein of 600 amino acids. The transcript is spliced from 4 exons. The record is from RefSeq and is a predicted model, not a curated record. NCBI's taxonomy places the organism in Eukaryota, Metazoa, Arthropoda, Insecta, Diptera, Drosophilidae. Gene Ontology annotation, biological process: transmembrane transport. Gene Ontology annotation, molecular function: transmembrane transporter activity. Gene Ontology annotation, cellular component: membrane.